GAAAAUAUUAACAUGGGAAAGACCAAUCAGUCUUCUGUGACAGAAUUUGUCCUCUUGGGGCUUUCUGGCUACCCAGAGCUCGAGGCCAUUUACUUUGUGCUGGUCCUGUGCAUGUACUUGGUGAUCCUGCUCGGAAAUGGAGUCAUCACCAUUGUAAGUAUCUAUGACUCCCGCCUGCACACCCCCAUGUACUUUUUCCUCAGUAACUUAUCAUUCUUGGACAUUUGCUACACCAGUUCUUCUAUCCCCCUAUUUCUCAGCAGCUUCUUAACUUCGAAGAAAAGUAUUUCCUUCUCUGGAUGUGGAGUGCAAAUGUUUCUCUCCUUUGCUAUGGGGGCCACAGUGUGUGUCCUUCUAAGCGUGAUGGCGUUUGACCGCUAUGUUGCCAUUUGUAACUCUCUGAGAUACCCCAUCAUUAUGAGCAAGGCUUCAUACGUGCCCAUGGCUGCUGGGUCCUGGAUUGCAAGGAGUGUCAAUUUUGUGUUGCAAACCUCUCUUGUAAUGCGGCUUCCUUUCUGUGGGGAUAAUGUCAUUAAUCAUUUUACUUGUGAAAUCUUGGCUGUCUUAAAAUUGGCCUGUGCUGAUAUCUCCAUAAAUGUUCUUAGCAUGGUUGUUGCUAGUAUGAUUUUUCUUGUGGUCCCAGUACUUUUCAUUUUUGUUUCCUAUGUUUUCAUUCUCUGCACCAUCCUGAGGAUUCCUUCUGCAGAGGGAAGGUGCGAAGCCUUCUCCACCUGCUCUGCCCACCUAACAGUGGUGAUUAUAUUCUAUGGAACCAUCCUCUUCGUGUAUGCAAAACCCAAGGCUAAAGACUCUUCUGGUGCAGACAAAGUACAGGUCCCAGACAAAAUCAUCUCUCUCUUCUAUGGAGUUGUGACACCUGUGCUCAAUCCCCUCAUCUAUAGUUUGAGGAACAAAGACGUGAAGGCAGCUGUGAAGAAUAUACUGUGUUAG
Diceros bicornis minor is the source of this 951-nucleotide messenger RNA. Its product is annotated as olfactory receptor 13C7-like. NCBI's taxonomy places the organism in Eukaryota, Metazoa, Chordata, Mammalia, Perissodactyla, Rhinocerotidae. Gene Ontology annotation, cellular component: membrane. Bases 13 to 951 code for a protein of 312 amino acids. The record is from RefSeq and is a predicted model, not a curated record. The transcript has a single exon. Gene Ontology annotation, biological process: G protein-coupled receptor signaling pathway. Gene Ontology annotation, molecular function: G protein-coupled receptor activity; olfactory receptor activity.